CGCGCAUGCGCGCGAGCACCCGCACGCACACGCUGUUUUGCAGGUCCUGGGCUCUGCCCCGACGAUGGCGGAGCUGGGUGAGGCGGACGAAGCGGAGCUGCAGCGCUUGGUGGCGGCCGAACAGCAGAAGGCACAGUUCACUGCUCAGGUGCAUCACUUCAUGGAGCUAUGUUGGGAUAAAUGUGUGGAAAAGCCAGGAAAUCGCCUAGACUCUCGCACUGAAAACUGUCUCUCUAGCUGUGUGGACCGUUUCAUUGACACAACUCUUGCCAUCACCAAUCGAUUUGCCCAGAUUGUACAGAAAGGAGGGCAGUAGACCAUCUCCUGAGAGAAUGACAGAAGCAGCAAAGGACUUGCUAUUAAACAAACUGAAGGGUCACUGGGGGAACAGUUGUCAACCCAUGGUCAGGUUAGCAUCAGCUGAUGCUAGCAGUAACAUCACAUGUUUAGAAUGUGAAUUUUAUUUGGAAUUACCAAUUCCAGGUUAUAUCACAUCAGUUAGUCAAUAAAUGUGAAUGCUCUAGCA
Dipodomys spectabilis (banner-tailed kangaroo rat) is the source of this 526-nucleotide messenger RNA. It is a transcript of the gene Timm8b, whose product is annotated as translocase of inner mitochondrial membrane 8 homolog B. Lineage: Eukaryota; Metazoa; Chordata; Mammalia; Rodentia; Heteromyidae. The transcript has 2 exons. The record is from RefSeq and is a predicted model, not a curated record. The coding region runs from base 65 to 316 and encodes 83 amino acids.